AUGGCAGAAAAAAAUAAUAAUCAAAUAAAAAUCACAAUUCGCGGUUAUAAUGUAGCGGAUACUGAGGAAGCAACUCAAAUGGUUAGCGAAAAACUUUCUCAACUUAAACUAAAUUUUAGUCUAAGUCCCUUUCCAACUAAAAAAAGAACUGUUACUACUCUAAUUUCUCCUCACAAGCAUAAAAGAGCACAGGAAAAAUUUGAGCAACAGACUCAUAAACGGGUGAUUUACAUAGAUGGUAAUUGUCCGUUUGAUUUAAAGUCUUUAGAAGAGAAAAUGAAACCUUAUAUUCCUAGCACUGCUCACUUAGAAUUAAAGAAUUUUUGUCGAUUAGUAGCGAACUUUCUUUUAGUGACUCGCCUAGCUUGUCCUGAACGAGAACGAUUGUUCCCAACUAAUGGCAAAUUAGAGUUAAAACAGUUAUUGCAUGAGCAAGAAAAACAGGCCAAAAAACUUAAAAAUAGAGAGAAAAAAAUAGAAAUUAUUACUCGGCAAUUAAUGGUUGACCGAGAGAAGAUUGAAGUCAAGGAAAAAAAAGUACAACAGGAAGAGCAACGGAUAAGUGAGUUUACCGAUCAAUUAAUUCGCAAAGAAGAAUUGUUUACUCAGCAACUAGAGGUAAAUUCUAAAAAGGAAAAAAAUAUUAAGGAGGAAACGGAAAAGGUUAAUCAGAUAAAAAGACAGUUAAUUGGUGGGUUAGGAAAAAUAAUUCAGAUGAGCAGGGAGGAAGCCGAAAAAAACCUUUUUGCUUUAUUAAAAGAAGAAAUUAAUAGAGAAUUAGAAGUAUAUAAAAGAGAAGAAAUUAAGCGAGCGGAAAAAGCAGUAAAAGAAGAAAGUAACAAAUUAAUUUGUUUAGCCUUAGAAAAGUGUAGUUCAGAGUUAGUUUUUACUAGAACUACCGAUACUUUGCCUAUAGAAAAUCAACAAAUGAUUAGCAAAAUAAUUGGUAAAGAAGGACGAAAUAUUAAUGCUUUUCAGAGAAUUACUGGUACUGAACUAAUUAUUGACCGAGAGAGCGAUGAGUUGAGUGUUCAAAUUUCUUCUUUUAAUUCUUUACGUCGCACCAUAGGUUUGCAGACACUUCAUGCUUUAAUUAAGGAGGCUAGGUUUUCGCCACUCCAAAUCGAAAAAACUUACCAGAAAAUAAGUUCGGAAAUUGAUGAGUUGAUUAUUAAAAGUGGAACAGAGGUUUUAAGAGAGUUGGAACUAAAUAAUGUUCAUCCUGAGUUAAUUAAACACUUAGGGAAAUUGAAAUAUCGCACUAGUUAUGGGCAAAAUGUGCUAGAGCAUUGUUUAGAGGUAGCCAAAUUGGCGGGAAGCAUUGCGGCCGAAUUAGGUUUAGAUGUUCUCCUAGCUCGACGAGCCGGUUUAUUUCACGAUAUUGGCAAAGCGGUAGAAGACAACGGGGGUUUUUCUCAUGUUUUGAGUGGUAUUAGUAUAACUAAGAAAUGCCAAGAACCAGAAGUAGUUAUUAAUGCGGUUGCUUCUCAUCACCGAGAUUUUCCUCCUAAUAACCUUUAUUCUUUAAUUAUUUUGGCCGCUGAUAGAUUAUCGGCAGCCCGCCCUGGUGUCCGCGGUUACCAACUAGAAUCCUAUAUUGAACGGAUGAAUCAUUUAGAAAACAUCGCUAAUGAGUUUCCUGGUAUCAAAAAAAGUUACGCUUUUCAAGCCGGACGAGAAAUAUGA
This is a messenger RNA of Funneliformis geosporum, 1686 nucleotides long. The record is from the annotation of a GenBank genome assembly. NCBI's taxonomy places the organism in Eukaryota, Fungi, Glomeromycota, Glomeromycetes, Glomerales, Glomeraceae.